AAUGGAUUCACCUUGGAUUCGGUUGUAAAAUAAAUAAAGAGUUGCACUUUAUUACCUACAAUUUGAUUAUAAAUUCGAAAGAUGUUUGAUAAAUUGUCCUGUAUAUUAUGCUUGGAGAAAGGUAGUCCUUUCAGUGGCCAAAUAAAUAUAGAUUCUGAAGAGCUGCAGUCUGUGAAUGUCCGUGAAAUUAUCGAAAAGCAUUUCAAGGAAGAGCUGAGCAUGUUGGCAUACUUUUCAACGAAAGUUGUAUGCAAUCAAUGCUGGGAAUUGGUCCAAUCUUUUCAUGAAUUCUAUGUGCGUGUGCAGAACGCACACUUGGCAGCAAGUAACACUCUAAAAUCAUUACAAGAGCUAGAGAUAGCCAUUACAGAAAUAAAAACGGAGACUGGUGCAAUAGACCAGCUAGCAUCACCUCCAACCCGUAAGCGUGGCCGCCUUCGUCGUCAAAAGACGACUGAGGAUUCUUAUGAUCGUCAACCAAUUGCCUUAAAAGAAUGCAGUGUCAGAGUUGAACAACUGACAUUUCCAUAUUGCCAUAGUAGUAAAGACAGCCAGCAAGACAAAAAUAUAAAAAAUGGAUAUAUUAAGAUAGAAACAAUCCUAGAGGAGAAGACAGACUUAAAUUACCUACACAAAUCAUCUUAUGUCGACAGUGGUUUAAAGAACCCAAUACCCCCGCAAUAUGAAAAUGUUUUGGAGCAAUCUCUACCGCUAAAAAAGGUGUGUACUAAGAAAAAGGUAAAAAGAAAACUAACCAACCAAAAGAUAGAGCCAAAACAAACAAAAAACGCACCGCAUAGAACAUCUGAUGACCAGGAUGAAUUCAUUGCUCAACAUUUUAAAUUAGUCUGCUUUCUUUGUCAAAAAUCUCUAAUAGAUUUUAGAGAACUAAAAAUUCAUUAUCGCAAGCAACACCAAACCAAAGGGUAUGUAAAGUGUUGUGGAAAGAAAUUACUCUACCGAGGUGUACUCGUUGAUCAUAUUCAUGUUCAUAACAACCCAGAGUACUUCAAGUGCGAACAUUGUGGCAAACUGAUGUCCGACCGUAGAGGUCUCGAAACGCAUAUUCAAUUUUUCCAUGGGUCGAGAGAACGUAUUUAUCAUUGUGAUAUUUGUUCUAAAAGAUUUUUUCGUCGUGAAGUUCUUGCUCGACAUUAUCUUAUACAUGCUCCUGAUGAAGAAAAGAUCGUUAAGUGUACGCAAUGUGAGAAAACGUUCUGUAAUGAAUACAAUAUGAAACAGCAUUUAAAGCUGGUCCAUCUACAUUCCUAUGCAAAAAUAUGUGACAUUUGUGGAAAAUCCUUUCAUAGUGGUGGAGCAUUUCGCCGACACCAAGAAGAACAUUCCGGUUUACCAAAGUCACUGAUUAAGUGCGAAUUGUGUGACUCGGAACUUACGACAAAGUACGUCUUGGCUCGUCAUAUGAAAGUAAUGCACACCGAGAAGUAUCACAAACCCCAGGUUUGCCCCAUUUGCUCAAAAGUGUCACCAACUCUUCGGUCGCAUCAAACACAUUUUAAAUACAUGCACGCCACAGAAAAAAAACAUAUCUGCAAACUUUGUGACAAAGCCUUCAAAAGGCCCAGCCACUUGCGAGAGCACAUGACGACACAUACUGGUGAAGUUUUGUAUACAUGUACAUUUUGUCCCCAAACGUUUAAUUCCAACGCAAAUAUGUACGCUCAUCGUAAGCGGAAACACCCCACGGAAUGGGCAGAAAAAUGUACAAAAAAAAGAGGUUCUACUGGAACUGGACAACUAAUCCAAAAAGAUUUGGUAUCUGUAAUAGAAUCGGCAGAUGCAGAAGAAUCAAAAAAAUUUAUCUGCGUAAAGAAUUGCACUUUAUUAGCUACAAGUUGGCUACAAAUUCGAAAGAUGUUUGAUAAAUUGUCCUGUAUACUUUGCUUGGAAAAACGUAGUCCUUUCAGUGGCCAAAUAAAUAUAGAUUCUGAAGAGUUGCAAUCUGUGAAAGUCCGUGAAAUUAUCGAAAAGCAUUUUAAGGAAGAGCUAAGCAUGUUGGCAUAUUUUUCUACGAAAAUUGUAUGCAAUCCAUGUUGGGAAUUGGUCCAAUCUUUUCAUGAAUUCUAUGUGCGUGUGCAGAACGCACACUUGGCAGCAAGUAACACUCUGAAAUCAUUACAAGAGCUAGAGAUAACCGAUACAGAAAUAAAAGUAGAGUCUGAUGCAAUAGACGAGUUAGCAUCACCUCCAAAACGUCGUCGUGGCCGUCCUCGUCGACAAACGACGACAGAGGAUUCUUUACAUACAUUCCCAUAUAACAACAAUAGCAAAGAUAACCAGCAAGAUAAAAAUAUAGAAAAAAUAGAUAUUAAAAGUGAAAUAUUGCCAGAGGAAACGGCAGACGGAAAUUAUUCUUCGAAAUUAUCUGAUGACGGAAAUGAAUUAAUAAGUCCAACACUUCCACGUCCUAAAGACCCUCAAGAUGUAGUGCACUCUUUAACACCGAAAAAGAAGGUUCGUACUAAAAAACGGUUAAAAAGAAAACGAAGUGAGCAAAAGCGAGAGCCAAAACAAAAAAACAAACCACGGCAUAAAACAUCGGACUAUGAUGAAUACAUUGCUCAACAUUUUAAGUUAGAAUGCUUUCUUUGUCAAGAAUCUCUAACAGAUUUUAGAGAAGUAAAAAUUCAUUAUCGGGAACAGCAUCAAACAGAUGGAUAUGUAAAAUGUUGUGGAAAGAAGUUUCUUAAACGAGGUCUACUCGUUGACCAUAUCCACUUUCAUAACAACCCCGAAUAUUUCAAGUGUCAGCAUUGCGACAAAUUGAUGUCCGACUAUCGAGGGCUCGAAACGCAUAUUAAAAUUUUCCAUAGUUCAAGAGAACAUAUUUAUCAUUGUGACAUUUGUUCUAAACGAUUUUUUCGUCGUGAAGUCCUUGCUCGACAUUCUUUAAUACAUGCUUCAGAUGAACAAAAGAUUGUUAAAUGUACGCAAUGUGAGAAAACAUUCCGUAAUGAACACAAUAUGAGACAGCAUUUAAAGAUGAUCCAUCUACAUUUGGAUGUCAAAAUAUGUGAUAUUUGUGGAAAAUCCUUUCACAGUGGCCAAGCAUUUCGCCGACACCAGGAAGAACAUUCUGAUUUACCGAGGUCGCUGAUUAAAUGCGAAUUAUGUGAUGCUGAACUUACCACAAAGUAUGGUUUGGCCCGUCACAUGAAAGUAAUGCACACGGAGGAGUAUCAAACACCUCAGGUCUGUCCCAUUUGCUCAAAAGUGUCACCAACCCUUCCAGCGCAUCAAACACAUUUUAAAUAUAUGCACGCCACAGAAAAAAAACAUGUCUGCAAACUUUGUGACAAAGCCUUUAAAAGAUCGAAGGACUUACGAGAGCACAUGACGACACAUACUGGUGAAGUUUUGUAUACAUGUGCAUUUUGUCCACAAACGUUUAACUCUAACGCAAAUAUGUACGCUCAUCGUAAGCGGAAACACCCAACGGAAUGGGCAGAAAAAUGUGCGAAGAAAAGAAGUUCCACUGGAAAUGGACAACUAAUCCAAAAAGAUUUGGAAUCUCUAAUAGAAUCGGUGGAUGCAGAAGAACCAAAAUAAAUGUAAAAUCUUGAAUUUUAUGAUAAUUCAUUAGGUCUGUUCAUGUAAAAAUUAUCAAGUAUGUUGCCAGUAACUUAUUUAAAAAAGUAUAUGAACGCAAAACUA
Molecule: messenger RNA, 3675 nt
Organism: Anastrepha obliqua
Lineage: Eukaryota; Metazoa; Arthropoda; Insecta; Diptera; Tephritidae
Product: zinc finger protein Xfin-like
Exons: 8
Coding region: 82-3570 (1162 amino acids)
Biological process (GO): regulation of transcription by RNA polymerase II
Cellular component (GO): nucleus
Molecular function (GO): DNA-binding transcription factor activity, RNA polymerase II-specific; RNA polymerase II transcription regulatory region sequence-specific DNA binding; zinc ion binding
Source: RefSeq, a predicted model, not a curated record